GCCGAGCACAUCUCACUUUCUUCUCACCAAAACUCUACCACAACCACAACCAUAAAAAUUGUCAGACAAGACAAAUGUCCCGCUUCAAGAACCUGGAUGGCUCAAUAGAAGCACAGACUAAAAGACCGAAAAAGCGAAAGCGCGAAGAAGCACACGACCCGUACAAAGCCAAGAAGCAAAAACUUCUCCAAGGCCGAACAGCACUUCCCAUCUGGCCCCGAGCAGAAGAAAUCCGCGAAUCAUUAUCAGGCGAGAAAGAUAUUCUGAUCUUGACUGGAGAGACCGGAAGCGGAAAAUCUACUCAAGUACCGCAAUUCUUGCUCGAGGCGAAAUGGUGUACUGGAAAAAUCGCCGUGACGCAACCGCGUCGAGUGGCGGCUAUUACUCUGGCUAGACGUGUUGCGGAGGAGAUGGGUUCGCCGUUGGGGUCUGCGAGUCCGGCGAGUAAGGUUGGGUAUAGUGUGAGGUUUGAUGAUAAUACUAGUCCUGGGACGAGGAUUAAGUAUCUCACGGAAGGAAUGCUGUUGCAGGAAUUGUUGCGGGAGCCGAAGUUGGGGCAGUAUAGUUGUGUGGUUGUUGAUGAGGUGCAUGAGAGGUCGGUGGACGUGGAUCUGAUUUUGGGAUUUCUGAAACAGUUGGUGAGGGAGAGGAGGGAGAAGGGGAAGAUUUUGAAGGUGGUGGUUAUGAGUGCUACGGCUGAUGUGGAGAGUUUGGGCGAGUUUUUCGCGAGGGGAGACGAUGAAGUCUGCGGGAAAGAUGAAAGUGACCAGGAAAAAGACGCUGAAACCAGGGGAGGAGAAGGUGCAGAGGACUCAUUCGAAGGGUUUGAAGAUGCCGAGCCUCAACAGGAGAACAAUGUCUUACCUGAUCGAAUCGCGCGAUGUCAUGUGGAAGGACGACAGUACCCCGUAAAACUGCAUUACGCGAGCGGACCGACUGAGGACGUUAUAGACGCAGCACUCCAACAAAUAUUCCAAAUACACUGCAAGGAGCCCAUGCCUGGAGACAUUCUGGUCUUCCUAACAGGACAAGAAGCGAUUACUGGCCUGCAGAGACUAGUCGAGGAGUUUGCAUCGAGUCUGACAACCGACUUUCCGAAGAUGCUCGUGCUUCCGCUCUACGCAGCCUUGCCUCAGCACGCACAGCAACGAAUAUUCGAACGAGCGCCACCGAAUACAAGGAAGGUCAUUCUUUCGACCAAUAUCGCCGAGACUUCUGUCACAGUACCUGGCGUGCGAUUUGUGAUAGACACAGGCAAGGCGAAAAUCAAACAAUUCCGGCCACGUCUCGGUAUUGAAUCCUUGCUGAUCAAGCCCAUCUCGCGAUCAUCAGCAGACCAGCGAAAAGGUCGUGCUGGCAGAGAAGCGCCUGGACAGUGCUUCAGACUGUUCACAGAAGCGGAGUACAAGUCGCUAGAACAACAAACCAAGCCAGAAAUCCUACACUGCGAUCUCACAGGCGCCGUCCUCAAAAUGAAAGCCAGAGGAAUCGAGGAUGUCUUCGGCUUCCCGUUCCUCACACCACCAUCCCAAGAAGCCAUGGGCCGCUCGCUCAUGCAACUCCACCAACUCGGCUGCAUCAACGACGCCGGCAAAAUCACAGAAAUCGGACGUAAAGUCGCUCGCCUACCACUCCCACCACCUCUCGGCCGCGUAAUCCUCGAAUCCGCCAAACCAGAACGAGACUGCCUGCUCGAAGUCAUCGACGUCGUCGCCGGUCUCGAUGUAGAAAGUAUCUGGCUCCCAGCCGAAACAGAAGAAGCCCGUGAAAAAGCCAUGGAAGCCCGCUCUCAACUCUUCUCUCGUCGAGGAGACCAUAUUACACUCUUAAACGCCAUUCGUACCUACGCAGACGAGAACUCGGAUCGGAAACGCUGGGCGACAGACCAUAUGAUUUCUCACCGUGCUAUGCAAAAUGUCAUGGAGGUGCGGAAGCAACUUCGUGUUCUCACAAAAUCUCUGCUGGAAAAACCUACUAUCCGGCAAACCGUCUCCGAAGAAUGUCAGGACGCUGUACUGAAGUGUUUCUUGAGAGGUUUCAGCGGGAAUGUGGCGAGGUUGUGUCCGGAUAAGUCGUAUAAGACUUUUGGAGGGAAGCAGCAGCAAGUUGCGAUUCAUCCUUCUUCAGUUUUGUAUGGGGUGAAGAGAGAGGCGAUUAUGUUUAACGAUUUUACGUUUACGACGAAGCCUUGGGCGAGAAAGGUUUCGGCGGUGGAGUUGAGGUGGUUGGAAGAGGUGGAGUAUCUGAUGGGUGGCGAUGGGAGCUAGAAGUAGAUUGGAUGGGAAGAAAGCAGAUAUCAUAAUUCAUACUAAGCAUAUUUUCCGUCUGCGUGGCAACUAAGUACUGUUGCUAUAAAGAUGCUGUGACCAAUGCCUAAUCACUUCCUGGAAUUCCCAAUGCAUGUCGCAACUCUAUUUGCUAUGCAAUCGAACGAUACAGAUUUCACCGUCCUUACUAGCCCAUAUGUUUCUUCUUUGCCAGUCCCCCACUUGCUUCAAAUCUCCUGCGUACACUGCGUGCAAAUGUUCGAAUUCGUAUCACAAGUCAGGACCAAACCAGGAUACACUGACCUCGUCCGGUACGAGAACAUGAAUGCCGUGGCAUCACCACUCGCGUCCUCUGCGU
Cercospora beticola is the source of this 2625-nucleotide messenger RNA. RefSeq lists its product as uncharacterized. NCBI's taxonomy places the organism in Eukaryota, Fungi, Ascomycota, Dothideomycetes, Mycosphaerellales, Mycosphaerellaceae. Gene Ontology annotation, biological process: positive regulation of transcription by RNA polymerase I. Gene Ontology annotation, molecular function: helicase activity; double-stranded RNA binding; ATP binding. The record is from RefSeq and is a predicted model, not a curated record. Gene Ontology annotation, cellular component: nucleolus; intracellular anatomical structure.